Messenger RNA from Anopheles funestus (African malaria mosquito), 6461 nucleotides. RefSeq lists its product as uncharacterized. Gene Ontology annotation, cellular component: presynaptic membrane. The transcript has 4 exons. Bases 4415 to 5752 code for a protein of 445 amino acids. The record is from RefSeq and is a predicted model, not a curated record. Gene Ontology annotation, biological process: clustering of voltage-gated calcium channels; neuromuscular synaptic transmission; neuron-neuron synaptic transmission. NCBI's taxonomy places the organism in Eukaryota, Metazoa, Arthropoda, Insecta, Diptera, Culicidae.
AGUGUCAAUCUACGCUGACGUCCCGAAACAUAGAACCGGGGCCUAUAUCCGUAUGUUGAGCAGGGGGAUUUUCCCUUAUCUAUCGUGCACCUUUUAUUUGAUACACGAUCGAUGUGGAGGAGGAAGGUUUGCUAUUUGUUCGAUUAGUUGCUACCGAGGAAUACAUAUCUACCUACUUGAUCUACUUUGCCAUUUGUUUAUGAGGACACUGGGGUGAUGGUUUAUUUAAUGGAGGAACUACAAGUGUUCCACCGUAAGCUGUCACGAGUUUUAUAAUCAACAGUAUCAGUAAUAAAAAGUAAUAUUAAUCUUACUAGAGAAAGAGACACAUUGCGAUGAUCCGGAACGCCAUACGUGAUAGGACUAAAAUAACUGUUACAUAUUACUACAGCCCAUCCUGUUGCAGCAUUCAAUGAACUGAAUGGAAUUUUACCUUGAAAGCAUUUAAUCACACUCCGCAUGCACCGAUGCAGCGCUACAAUCCCAUCCACAAAACCAACGCAUCCACAUCAAAGCGCCAUAUGUGUAAUCGCAUCAAUAGGGAAAAUUUUCCAUCACCGGUUAUCGGAACCGGCCACCGUUUGGUGCGUGCUAUUGCUGAUACGAUGAAACAAACCGUCCUGUCAAAUUCUUCAGUUCGUCACCUCGCACCGGACCUACACCAAAGCAAGGCGCUAGUGAACGCAUCAAGCGUGCGUGCACUGCACGGGCUCCAUUACGCGACCGUCACUCAACCCGACAGUCGUCCGGCAGAGUAUACAGGCGGGACUGAUCUCUUUAUUGCCCUGAUAACGCGCCAGUAUGCGUUUGAUAAUCGGGUGCGACCUAGACGCUGCUCUCGCUUACUCUCCACGCUGCCACGAUGUCACGCGCACAUCCGAGCCACUCACCAGAGUUCGCUUCAAGCUGGCCACCGUCCCUACUUGUGCUCGUUCCAAUGCGCAGGGACGCAGCAUCAACUCCACUACCGAGUGGCCGGCCAACACAUACCCAAAUGCGUACACACGAUCAUGAAGCCAAACAAAUCAAAGCUUCCGUUUUGGGCGGAACGUUUCUUCGGUUCUUCGAGAAUGUGUCACGAGAUCUUCUGUAAACUAGUGUGCUAUUUUACUGGAAUGGUACGAACAUACUUCUCUUAUUCAAAUAUUUUCCUAUACACAAUAAGGCCAUAACGAGAGUUCGCUAGAAUAUUCUACUUCUCCUCAGCUCAACUAUCUGGCAUCUAGAAAUUUCUUGUGUCGAUGAAACUAUAUUGUUGAGUCAUCGAGCUAGAAGGCUUAUCAGGCCGUCUAACCAGUGAUGUAAGAUUGUAAUUUUAGUGACAAUUACCAAUAUGUACGGGAUGACAUUUGUCACUUGGUGUACGUGAUGAGAUCAAGACUUCAGGAUGCUUAGACGUAGAGUAUUAAGUAUAACCCUAGUCUAUUCUAGGGUUUGUAGGUUAAAUUGUACCAGUGUGUGGUACUAAACUCCAAACUCUACCAGAAUGCUAAAUUCUAGGCUAGACACGGUAUUAUAGAGACUGAACGCUAGAAUUUCAACAUAUUAAGAAUUUGCAUUAGAGAUCCUUGAAGAGAUUCAAAAUUAAGACGACAUCUUCAGAACAGCGAGAGAAUACUUCAGGUAUUGUACAAAACAAUAUCUUUGCAAUAUCCCAAGAGCAUUCAACAAUAACAUAUCAAACUCAGACACUCUAGGGUGCUAGACCAACCGCUAAUGAAAAGUAUUGCACGAUGCAGCGACAGAUGCAUUCCGCCUCCCCUAAAUGCAUUUGAACAUCGUACCCAAAAACGCUUCAACGCUUGAUUGUUGAUGUGAAGUUGAAGUUGAAACCUUUACCGAACAUCGCUACAGAUUUCGCAAAUGCUUCAAACCACAACACAUUUCGGAACGUCAACAAAUCUUCGCAUCACGUUACACACAUGAGCAAGGGGCAAGACCCACAUCCCACAGAGUAGCAGGCACAGUGCACAGAUAUGGUUGCAUUGCCCCGGGCCAUGGUUUGCAGUUGCAAGGUGUACAAAUAAUCACUACCGCUGGCCGGCUGGGUAGGUUUAUGUACUGAUCUAGAACGGGGAGUACCGGUGGUGUUGGAGGUAGUACAACACUAAAGCCGUCUAAACCGGACCAACAGGCGAUCGUACUGUGUGGUACGCAAUGCGCUAGAAGACGCAAUCACGCACAUUACGGAAAGGGACACCAACAGUCGUUAGUGUGUACAAGAGUCAGUUUAACUCCAGAUCAGUAUUAUCCAUGCUGUCUCACUUAUACACCCACAAACACACGCACACACGCUGGAUACGGUGUGGAACAACGGAGAUAUAGAAGGGGAUGUUUAGCUCGAAGAUCCCUACCCUGUCGGUGGGUGGUGUGGCGGUGGUUCACUCGUCAGCUGCGAUGACGACCACGAUCGCAUUCUGGCGUGACAGUGGCGCAUAAACGUCCUACACACUCGUGUACCGAGCAGACGGGAACCGUACGCCGUGCGGCAAAAAGCCAAAACCCGACCAGUCCCGUCCAGUUUGAUUAGAACAAUUUGGAUGAUAACAGUCCAUUCCCGAUCUACGGCUGAUUCGGAUGAUUCGGGCUAAUCUGAUUACUCUGAUCCCGUGCUGCCAGCCGAUCGGUACCGCAUCGGACGCUCCCGUUACGCGCUUCAUUAAAGUGUUGUCGUACCGCGAAUCCUGUGGGCGAUUCACCCAUCUUCAGGAUCGGUUGUGGCGGUAGCCUUCCUCUUGAAAAUCUUGAAGCCUUCCGCCAUUCGAAUCCAUGCAGUGUGUGCGGGUUAGCGGGUUUUAUCGUGCGUCCCAUCGUUUCUUUGUACGGUUUGAAAAAGUGCGUGUCGGGUGACAUCAGAGUGCGCCGAAAGUGACCAAGCGCGUACGGAUAUCAAUUGGAUUAGCAUUAAAUUGAACGCAGCACAUUAGCGCACACCAAGGGGACCCGGUGCCCAUUACAAGUGAUUUAUUCAAAUUAUGAGCCGCAAAAAGUUACGCUACACAACUGUCGCCUAACGGAACCGAUAGGCCGGCGUUUUGUUUUCUCUGUGCGGUUCUCAAGGUUGUCUAGAAAACGCUGUGUGUGUGUGAGAAUUUCUUUGCGUUUUAUGCGUUAUACUUGGAGAGAUAAAUAAAAUAAAUCCCAAACUAGAAAAAGGUAGUGCCAGUGGUAAGAAUCGAUAAGCAAAGUGCAAAACUCAGGGAAAGGAUAAGGAUGUAUCAACAAGGAAAGAUUGAUCAUUACCAUCAUGCAAUGCAAUUCGCUUGAAAGUGACCCAUCCAUAUGCCGAUCGCUCCAGUUUUUAUUACACGCCAUACUGAUAUUUAUUGUGCUAUAUUGACUUGUGAUAAGAGUCGCUACUAAGGUAGUCAAAUCGGUUCCGAAGACUUGUUACCGAUAGCAACAAAUACCUCGCGCUAUUGAUAAAUUCUUAAAUCAAAACGCAUCAUAACAAUUCGACAUUGUUUUAUACCACUUCGUAAAGGCGUCAUAAAGAUAUUUCCUUAAUAGACCAUACAAGAUCACCAAAUUGGAUCUUGUCCAAUUUUUUUUUUCAUGGUGCAAGUAGUAUAUACUUGAUGAUAAAGAUUUAGUUCCACCUUGAUAACAGCGCUCAAGUUCUCAACCAUAUUGUUUCUUUUUUUUUUGUUACGGCACAUAUGUUUUCCUUUUUUUUUUGUUGGCGGAUAGGAAGUUACUCCACACCAGGAAGAAAUCAUUCGCUUGCGCUUAUCAGCACUCUAUCAGCUUAUCAAAUUUUUGGGGAAACAUUGCCUUACACCUUCACAUAAAUAUAUUCUUUUCGGAGCACUCUCACAAGAGUCUCCGGUUGCCAUUUACGGUGGUAAUGAUCAAGCGUGAACAUCCUUCCUUUUCGCUGACCGUGAAAUGUAGCGGCUUGAGACACGCAGGUUAAACAACGACUGCUUUAGUUUUCAUACCCACAGUUCCAGUGACUCACACGACGGUGCGUACUGUGCUCGUUGCGCUGGAUGACGUUGCGAAGGUGUUGGUUGAUUGGUGCCGUGACGUUCUCCCGUGCGCAAUUGCUAGCGACCAAACAGACAACGCUGGAAAUGAGUUGAACGCGUCAAGGGGGGGAGAGAGUGUUUUUUUUUCUCGUCAAAGCGUACUAGCAUUACUAGGUAGUGCAUGUGCUAACGCCUUGGAACUACGGUAAGCGUAUGCUGUGCCGCAAGUGGAUAAGAAAAAGUGAAUGUACUACGCAAGGAACGUCGGUGUGGCGUAUCGAUAGCGCCACGCUACUACUGCACUGAUUACCGCGUGUACGCGGUAACGCAUCGGACCACCGGGACCGGGUGGUGGUGUUUCUAGUGCCGUACGGUAGUAGUGUGGAGAAGAAGCUCCACGAUCAGGUUUCCGUGAUCCCCACACCGGAACGGUAACCGGCAGCAUGCGGGGUAGUAUCGCCGGCAUUGAGGACGGUAUUACCGGCACACCGUUCAAACCGAGCUACCAUGGGCUGAUGCUGGAGCUGAUUGACUACCUGUAUGCGUCGCUGGUUGUGGCCCCGCUCGUGGUAUGCUACUGGCGGGGGACCUGGAAUCUGAUGGGCGAGUACAUCUACCCAUCGGACGUAACUACCAGCCUGAUCGUAUCCCUUGCCAUCGGUAUCGUCGGCCAUCUCGUGUUCAACAUCUUCCAAUCGACGCUACGGCAGUAUCUGAAUGCGGACAAACACCGGAUAGCGUACUACAUUGGGUCGCGCAUGUACACCACCAUCUAUGGGGUCGUAUGCGUUAACGGUUGGCGUGGUGGUUGGCAGCUGAUCGACCUAUACACAACACACGACGUCCUGUACGUGGUGCUCAUCACGCUCGGCUGUCUAUUUAUCCUGGCCUGUCUUAAGGGUGUGCGCAAUGUGAUGGGGACACCGUUUCUCAUCAUCAAUGACUCGAGACGGGAGUACUUUGACGUACCGACGUACUUCAAGCUAACGGGCUCGAAAGAUCCAGGACUUUACGUGCUGGACUGUAUGUUUAGCGUGCUAGUGAUCGGUUCGCUGGUGGUGUUUGUUUGGCGCGGCCUUUGGGUACUUCUGGAUCUGAAACUCUUCCCAGAAGAUCACGGCACAUCAGCAUGGGCAUCAAUAAUUAUAGGUUAUGGAGUGACUGGGGUGACCUUCUCGUUGCAGCCACUAAUGCGAUUUACCUGUGACCGGUUGACCGGUUUCUGGCGUGUGGUCGUCGCGGAUAUGUUCCUAUUCUUCAGCUUCAUUGGCACAAUCAACGUGUGGCGAGGUAUCUGGCAAGCGCUCGAUACAUUUUUUCUGCCAAACGAACCAUUGCUGAGCAAUUGGAUAACGCACGGUGCCGCACUGCUGCUGCUGAUUUUGCUGAACUGCUCCAACUCGGUGCUGGUGCGCGGUGUUUACAUCGAUGCAGAAGAACCAGCCGGGCAGUGUGUCGUUUUCCCCGUCUACUACAUCAGGCUGUUCUUCCAGAAGGAGCGCAAGAAGAAGCAGCGCCGCCUGUUCGAUGCACUCGAGCGGGCUGAUCUUAACAGUACUGGCGGUGUACUACAGGACAAGAAGCAUCAUCAUCCGCAACAUCAACUUCCGCAGCAGCAACAGCAACAGCAGCAGCAGCAACAAAAGGAACCGCAACAUCAUCAUCACAUCACUGCAGAUCAGAAUCAUCAGGUGAUCCGCAACCUGGAAGCCGUACCCCUUACCAUUAUAGACGAUCCAAAGAGCAACGGUGAUCACAGUAGUCAAGCGCCUAGAAUGUAAGCCUUACCCGUAAGAAGCACCUUGGACCUUAGAUCCAAACAAAGGAAAAAAAAGAAGCACUGAGGUUAGCUCAAUAGCCGGGCUAUUGUAGCAGGAACCAAAAAGGGUAGACCAAACCUAAAAAGCCCCAACACUUCUUCCCUGUGUAAUGUAUUUUCGUAUUACCGAGACUCCAGUUAUGCAUUCCACGCAAAGUAUUCAAAAUUGCUUAAAUAUAAAUAUAAUAUUUUGUUUUUCCCUUAGCACGAACUCUUCCCUCCCAGGAAAAUUACCAACCAAUCAGCAAUUAAAUCUCUUUCGCAUGCAUGUAGUUGUCGUUUAUACGUAUAGGUCCUUAAGCAAAACAACUCCUUGGAACCUAAAAUGUCUCCAAGAAAUCCUAGCAGUAUACCGUUGAAGUUGAAGAUGUAUGUUUUUAGCCGUGUAAGUAACCAUUAGCCGUAUUAGGAUGUUUUUUUUAUUGUUGUUCUGUUCCGUAUUCGAUUAAGGACUCAUACUCGCAUUAAUAGGCCCGGCCCCACACUGUAGUACGUGCGCGCUAAAAUUUAAGCCAUUAAGUUGCGAUCGAAGUUUGCGUUUUUUUUUUGGAAUUGGGAGUAGACACAACAACAGCAACAAAAAAUGCAACACAAAUGCUCCUAUUUAUAAAUGGAAUCCUAACAUUCGUUUUUUUUCUUUUGUAAAUAUACCCCAUGAAUCGAAAUCGUCA